This is a messenger RNA of Drosophila gunungcola (fruit fly), 1121 nucleotides long. Its product is annotated as serine protease grass-like. Lineage: Eukaryota; Metazoa; Arthropoda; Insecta; Diptera; Drosophilidae. The coding region runs from base 21 to 965 and encodes 314 amino acids. The record is from RefSeq and is a predicted model, not a curated record. Gene Ontology annotation, biological process: proteolysis. The transcript is spliced from 4 exons. Gene Ontology annotation, molecular function: serine-type endopeptidase activity.
UUUCGAUCUGAGCUUGAAUCAUGAACGGUUCUCUCGCGAUUUUUACCCUGGCUUGGGCUUUCAUCUGCCUAUUUCCUGCAUCCCAAGCUGGACCUAAAAACCCCGAGGAGCUGAGAGUAUACAAACAGCUGAAACAACUGGACUGCGGAGUCCUUACAAAUAUAAUUCCCAGCCAAAGACUUCACCGACGAAUCACCGGUGGCAGGAUAUCUUCCCUGAUGUCUCAGCCUUGGAUGGCGUUCAUCUAUAUACCAAGUCAUUUGGAGCUGUGUCGCUGUGGAGGCGCCCUUAUCUCAGAACGCUUCAUUUUAACUGCUGCGCAUUGCUUUAAAUUGUGCCCCAAGUCCAGCGAAUUAAGAGUGCGGCUGGGAGAGCUCGACCUAAAUUCAUCAGCUGACUGCACAACGUACGAUUAUAAACUAAUUUGUGCACCACCCGUGGAGGAAUAUACCAUAGAAAAGUGGACUAUUCACGAGGAUUUCGAUGCCUUUUCUAGUUGGAAUGACAUGGCCCUCAUAAGACUUGACCGGAAAGUGGUAUUUAAAGACCACAUUCGACCCAUUUGUCUGCCCCUAAGCGACGAUCUCCUGGCGUUUACCACAUUGAUGGGAAAACCCUACAUUGCGGUGGGCUGGGGAAAAAUGGAGGAUCGCCGCUUCGCCAACACUACCAUGGAAGUCUAUAUCAACACGAAGAAUUGCUCUGGCGGCAGGGACUCUUCCUUUUUGUGCGCCGAUGGAUCCUUUGUGGAUACCUGCACCGGCGAUUCGGGUGGUCCGCUCACCUGGUCAACCAUGUACUUUGGCACCGUGCGAACGGUUCUAUUCGGAGUGGUCAGCACGGGGGCCAGUGACUGUGGAACUGGUCAGAGCGCCUACUACAUGGAUGUGCCCACCUUUGUGCCCUGGAUACUCGCCAAGCUGGCAGAGUUCCCCAACUUGUUGGAUGGUUCUGAGAACAUUUAAGCUGCUUCUUGAACCACAAUUUAUUCAUGUAUAAAGUUUUUAACUGUGAGAUUGUGGAAAAUACUUUUUUUCUAAUUUUUGGCGAAAUAACAAUAAUGUUUUUGACUAUAGGUAUUAUCAUUUAGUUAUUAAAAUAUAUUGCACAAAAUCGAACUU